Gekko japonicus is the source of this 805-nucleotide messenger RNA. It is a transcript of the gene MFAP2, whose product is annotated as microfibrillar associated protein 2. Bases 42 to 575 code for a protein of 177 amino acids. Lineage: Eukaryota; Metazoa; Chordata; Lepidosauria; Squamata; Gekkonidae. Gene Ontology annotation, cellular component: microfibril. Gene Ontology annotation, biological process: embryonic eye morphogenesis. The transcript has 8 exons. The record is from RefSeq and is a predicted model, not a curated record.
CCCAGCUACCUCCCAGCGGUUGGCCGUGCCCCUGCUAGGCCAUGAGGACUCUGGGCCUUUUUGUCCUCUGCUUGCCAGUGCUUCUGGCCCAGGGACAGUACGACCUUGGAGACCCCGCGUACCAUGACCCGCCAUACAUCCCCUAUGAAAUAGACAGUCCAGACUAUUAUGACUACGCUGGCAACGACAUCGCCUCGCAGACCCCCGGAGAAGAGCAAUACCCGUACCAGUCCCAGCAGCAGAACCAGCAGGAGGUCAUUCCGGCCCCGACCCCAGGCACGCCGGAGACGGAGCCCACAGAGCCCGGGCCCUUUGACUGCCAGGAGGAGCAAUACCCCUGCACCCGGCUGUACUCGGUCCACAAGCCCUGCAAGCAGUGCCUGAACGAGCUCUGCUUCUACAGUCUGCGCUCUCUGCAGCAGGGGAGCCAAGAGCUCUGCCUGGGGGGGGGGCACGAAGAGCUGCUCAGAGCUGACCUCUGCCGUGACAAGUUCUCCAGGUGCAGCGUGAUGGCGACCAGCGGCUUGUGCCAGAGCGUGGCUACCUCCUGUGCCAGAAGCUGUGGGGGCUGCUAAGCGGGGGCACCCCACAGUCCAGCAAGCCGGGCCUUCCCUGCAGCAGGGCGGGAUCGGCCUGCCCCCUCCGUCUGGCGCACGGCAUCCUCAAAGGCCGCCUCUGCCCUUCUUGCUGGCUGAAGCUGCAGAGCAGGCAGCACCUGGGGGUGGUGGUGGUGUGUGUGUAUGUGCACACUGUCAUAUUAAAAAGCCAACAAGAGGAAGAAGCGGCUCUCCCUCCCACUCCCCCC